AUGUACUCUGCCAUGCUGAUGGACGCCUGCCGUGAUGAACGCCCCCCGGAUCCGCAUCGCCUACAGGACGGACGGUCACCUUCUGGAUCAGCAGCGGAUGCACUUCCAAUCGCGCGUCUCCACAACCACCGUUCACGAAAUUCUCUUCGCCGACGACUGCGCCCUGAACACCACCUCGGAAGAGGAGAUGCAACGGAGCAUGGACCUCAUCUCUGCCGCCUGCGAGAACUUCGGUCUGGUCAUCAACACGCAGAAGACGGUGGUGAUGCAUCAACCGCCACUCCCCCCAACGCGCCACCGCAAAUCAGAAUGAAUGGGACCCAACUGUAAGUGGUGGAGAACUUCCCGUACCUGUGCAGCACACUAUCCCUCAACACCAAAAUCGAUGACGAAGUCGCUCGCAGGAUCUCGAAGGCCAAUCAAGCCUUCGGCCGCCUCCAAAGCGCAGUCCGGAAUCGUCAGGGUCUCCAACUGAGCACGAAGCUGAAGAUGUACAAGGCCGUCAUCCUGCCGACGCUGCUGUACGGAGCGGAGACUUGGACGUCGACUGAACCACUUUCACCUCAGUUGUCUCCGUCGUAUCCUGAGGUUGAACUGGCAGGAUCGAAUGCCCGACACUGAUGUGCUGGAACGAACGGGAAUCCUCAGCAUCUACACCAUGCUGAGACAAAUGCAGCUGCGCUGGAGUGACCACCUGGUGCAAAUGAACGACGAGCGACUACCCAAACGACUCUUCUAUGGAGACGUCACGACGGGCUCUCACCAUCAAGGAGGCCAAAUUCGUCGAUACAAGGAUGCUCUGAAGUCCUCCCUGAAGCAUCUGCAAAUUAACCCGACCAAAUAGGAAGAGUUCGCCCUCGACCGACCGACCUGGAGGAGGAAAGUGAAGACAGGCGCUGCGAUCUAUGAGGCCGACCGACUCGCCGCUGCCGAAGUGAAACGUGAAGCACGCAAAUCACAGCUACGUCCCGUCCGCAACGCCAACGCACAACCGCUUCCAACGUGUCCUCUGUGUCAACGGACAUUCAGGCUACAAAUUGGACUCAUUCGACAUCUUCGGACCAACUGCACCUCCCAUACCGCACCAACCGCCGCCCCUCCGCCGGCCUCUGCCUCGUCCUCUCCGCCGCCAACUAACUCUGACAAUUCUUCUGAACCACCACUUCCGUCCUCCCCCUCCUCCUCCUCCCCCCCUCCUACUCCUGCUCCUACUCAUCCUCCUACUCCUACUCCUCUCCUUCUUCCUCCCCUCCUCCUCUUCCCCCGCGUCUUCCCCCUCCUCCUCCUGCCCCACUGCACAAACCACGCCCGCUAUGCUGGUCGUCAUUCACACCAUCAUCGCACACAUCCAUGGCACAACAACAGACACCAUCCCUCCAACCUCCGACUCCAGGGGUGAGGACCAGGACUACGCCUGCCCUCACUGCGGCCGCACCUUCACCUCGCACAUCGGCCUGGUCAGUCACUUGCGCGUCCAUCGCACAGAGACUGGCGAACCAGUGCCUGGAGCACCAACCUACACCCACCGCACUCGCCUCCACUGCCCACACUGCCCUCGCACCUUCACGCAUCGCAUGCGUCUAUUCGGCCACAUGCGCAUCCACGACGACCUGCGGUAGACAACCGCCGGCUACACCACAUCACAACACCCUCCCUCCCAGCCUCCACCACCACGACCCCCACCACCACCACACAUCAACACUCACACACCGCAAGCACCCAACUGCCACCUCCCACGCAAGUAGGAAGUGUGCAUCUCGACUCGGUCCCCAUGCGUCUUCGGCUGCACGGUGACCUGGUCUGAGGCUAUCCCUACAUGUCAAACGUCGUGGAUAGAAAGGCUGCUGAUUGACGCCCACACUCGGUCUACGCAGUUCGUCCCGCUAUGUGGGUGUUGUGUGGAGUGGCGGAGCGGUGGGCUGAAGACGGGCUUAAACAGCACCUAUCACGGCCCUCUCACGCAAGCGAGAGACACGCCGUUCAACCCCCGUUGUGUGAAAUCCUGGUGUGUGUGUGUGUGUGUGUGUGUGUGUGUGUGUGGGCGGCCAGGUCGUGCACGUAGCGCGAGCAGUCACGGUCAGUUGAUCAUGCCAGCCACCGCGCCCAUUUCCCACUCCAGUCUGCUGACCGGCUCCAACAGCGGCUGGGGUGUGAAAAUGGGAAAAGAGAGUGAGGUCGACGACUCAGCGCAUUUUCUCCUCACUGUAAACAAUCUGACGCGCUUAAAGCUAUCACGGUGAGCUAAAAGUCGUGGCUGGGAAGGUUGCCAACUGACGGGACAACCUGGACCCCGACUGGCGGUCUGAGAGUCAGGCUGAAAUGCCUCCUUCCUAAUGUGGCUUUUAUGGCACUCCCGCUGUGUGAGAUCCGAGCCAGGCGUCGGCGGCACGCCUAGAUGCGGCUUCGGCCGUGCCAGCCUCCAAUCUCGGUUUUGUUGGUUGAAAUCAUGGUUAUUUGUUGUGUGAACCAGGGGGUGUGGUUGGACGCCAAGGUGAGGAUCCGUCCGGGCCAUCCACCUGCGGCCUCCCUCGUCUCCGGUCUUCAUGACUCUGUCUUGACACCGGGCUCGGGCGAGGAGGAGGAGGAGGAGGGGGAGGAGGAGGAGGAGGAGGAGGAGGAGGAGGAGGAGGAGGAGAGAGUGUAG
Spirometra erinaceieuropaei is the source of this 2644-nucleotide messenger RNA. The record is from the annotation of a GenBank genome assembly. Lineage: Eukaryota; Metazoa; Platyhelminthes; Cestoda; Diphyllobothriidea; Diphyllobothriidae.